This is a messenger RNA of Symbiodinium sp. CCMP2592, 1314 nucleotides long. Lineage: Eukaryota; Dinophyceae; Suessiales; Symbiodiniaceae. The record is from the annotation of a GenBank genome assembly.
AUGCCAAGCAUCGGGACUGGCGGAAGAUGCAGUGCGGCGCAAGAAAUUCGUGGGUGCCAGUCGCUGGCCGCCGAAAGGCAGGUGCUCAGAGAAGUCACCAAGCAACUGUCCAAGUUGGGCAAGAACCAAUGGCGAGAGGUGUCACUCCAGUUCCGGCGGCUUGCGGAGCAAAGCCUCCAGCCAGAUGCUUUCGUGUACAACACGGCCAUAAUCGCUUAUGGCAGAGGCCACGAGUGGCAAGCAUCCAUACACAUGCUGGCCGACAUGGGCAGCGAGGCUCUGGAGCGGAAUGCCAUCAGCUAUGCUGCAGCACUUGGCGCAUGCGCCAAGGCGAAGCAAUGGGUGGUUGCCACACAGGUGCUUCGAAGUAUGCAAUCGGCCAGCCACCGCCCAGACGUCCGGAGCUACAGCGAUGUCAUUGGCGCAGCCGCCAAGAAGCAAGAGUGGGCACUGGCGCUGAGGAUCCUGUCUGACAUGCCGGAGGAAUCGUGCCUGCCAGACCUCUUCGCCUUCAGCUUGGCCCUUUCGGCUUGCGCCAGCGAUCAGUGGGCGUUUGCAUUGGAGGUGCUGAGACAGAUUCAUUCGCAAGGCCUCGUGCCGAACGACGUCGUGUUCAGCAACGUGAUGAGUACUUUUGCAACUGCGGGUCAAUGGCAGCACGCUGUGGAGAGCUUUGCCCAGAUGUGCGAUGCGGCCCUGCUGCCGGACCUGGUAGCAUACAGCACAGCGAUCAGUGCUGCAGGGGCACGGUGGCAGUGUGCGCUGGCAUUGUACCAACAGAUGUCGGAGCAGGAAGUGCAAGCAGAUGUGAUUAUCUUCAACACGGUGAUGCAGUCUUUGGCGGAGGGGCAGCGCUGGCAACUUGCUCUCGGGCAGCUGGCGGCACUGUGCGAUUCUGGGCUGCAGCCUACCUUGGUAAGCUUCAACACCGCCAUCAGCGCUUGCGGCCGCUGCGGCCGCUGGCAAUCUGCCACGGAGGUUUUCGCGGCCCUGCGACAGCGGCAUUUCGCAGCAGAUGCCGUGACCUACAACAGCCUUCUCAGCGCACUCGAGCGGCACGGCCUCUGGGCCGUGGCACUGUCCCUGGUUCAAGACAUGCAGCGGAACUUUGUCCGUGCUGAUGUGAUCACGUUCAAUUCGCUCGUGAGCUCCAGCGGGCGAUGUGGCGACUGGCAACGAUCUCUCUACGUUUUGGCGCUGAUGGAGUCCAGUUCUGUGCAGCCGGAUGAGUGUCUCGGCUGCAGCAGGCAGGGCAAGCCUGACAGGAUCCAGCACUUGCAGUUGCAAGGGCCGCCUGUGUUCUUGCUAUUGUGA